UUGUACACCUAAUACGAAUAAGAAAAUUUCUUCAAGACUUCCUGUAUUACACUAAUAAUCAGCUGAUUGAAAAUAGGAGGAAGAAGUUAGAGUUAACAACAUAAGUACGAUCUUAAGUACCGACUUGGUACGAUCCUUCUCGAAUACGCCAAAGCUCAAGCAUCGCACAGAUUGAAUAUUUCUAAGAAAUUUUAAUUCAAUAGAAUAGUUUACUAUUCUAGUUAGAAUAGUUAUUUACAGUAUUAUAUAAAAAAUUGCAUUCAAGGUCAAAGGUUUAUGAUAUCACACUAUCACGUCAUUAAUAAUUCUUCUUAGCAGAAAAACACGUUUCACAAUUGCCGGUAGAAAAAUGUUUUGCUCAGUAUAACAUAACAUGUCCUUAAUUGUUAGAAAGAUCGAUGAACGUUGGUAGACAAGAAUAAUCUUCAGGGAAAGCAAUCCCAACCCUCGACUAUCCACUCUGUUUUCAAACUUCCCCGCUCUCAAGUUUUCUUCCGCAUGCAGUAUUUGAAUCUUUAAUUCAACGCAAGCGCAUGCGACAAGCAAGUUUACUUUACGAUCGGCUUCACUUUUCAACGUUUAAUCGUGAUUUAGAUCCCGUCUAGAUUCCGCAUUGUUCGUACUAGGAUGUAUUGAAUAAAGCAUGAGAAUAUCGCGGAGCGUUCUUCGAAGCUUCUAAAAAAAUGCCACAUAACUCUUUGUACGAUAUCAUGUACAUCACGCAACCAACGCAUAAUAUUAUGACUAUACUUGGAAUCUGGCCGUCCAUUAACAGGGAGAAAACAUUGUGCCAAAAAGUUUACAAAUUCUUGUUAAUUACCGUCUCUUACACUCUUCUCAGUUGCAACCUAAUUCCCGGUUUCCUUUAUUGGAUGACACAAGGAGAUGCGCGUACUCGUAUUCAAAUGAUACCUUUUCUCAUUUAUGAUGCUAUGACUAUUAUCCAAUACGUCAUGUUUGUAUUUCGUGAUUGAAUUAAAUUAGACAGUGCUUGAAGCACGUUCAAGAAGAUUGGAACAAUAUUCUCAACGCGGAUAUACGAAACAUGAUGUCAAAAUUCGCGAGGAUUGCCAAACGCCUAGUCACAGUGUGCGCGACUUUCAUGUUCACCGGUGCCAUUGUGUUUCGGACAAUCCUUCCCUUGUCACAAGGAGACAUCAUCACCGAACAGAAUGUUACUAUUAGGCCUUUGGCCUGUCCAAGUUACCUCAUUUUUAUCGAUGUGCAAGUCACUCCUAUCUACGAGAUAUACUUUACGAUUCAAUUUGUCAGCGGAUUAAUUACAGCUUCGAUUGCGACAGGUGCGUGCGGUCUCACAGCCAUUUUCGUGAUCCAUGCUUCCGGCCAAAUGAGAAUUUUGAGAGAUUUAAUGACGACCCUUGUCGAGGAACAAAAAGAAUACGAAGUGAAUAAGAAAUUGGCUGAUAUAGUCGAGCAUCAAGUGCGAGUACGAGGUUUUCUGCGAAUGGUACACCACACGCUGCAAGAAGUAUUCCUCAUGGAAAUGAUGGAAGCAUAUAUAUUUUAUAUAUUCGCGCGUGUUUUUAAAAAAAAUGAAAAACUCUACCAACAAAAAUGUCAUAUUUAUAGAAAUGGCAGAGUAACAACACACCAGGGGUAUGCGUUUACAUGUUAUGCGUUGGAAAUCUAGUACUACAUUUAUUUAUGUAUUGUUACACCGGUGAACAACUUAUCGAACAGGUAAAUUUUAUAGGCGUUAACACGUUCAAUCAUAUAAAAAAGUAAUUUUUUAUUUAAUAUAAUCAACGAUAAAAAACUAAUGAUAUACAACUUUGAAAAAUAAAUUGCAAUCUAUUUUACAAAAGUUCUUUAGCAAUUUAUAAUUUUUAUUUUUUUAUAUAGAUAUUAAUUAUAAUUCCAUAUCGUGGAAGUAUACAUUUAAUUAUUAUUUCAUAUAAUGCAUAUAAUACGUGAUUUAUAAAUAUACGAGUAUAUUUUAAUUAAAUACAAAAUACACUUCCCCAAAAUAGCAUAACAUAUACGUACACUAUGUACUUUUUUCAAAGUAGCAUCGAUGAAAAUGUAAUGUAUUCAGACUUUGUGGACAUCUAUGUUCUAUAAUAUUAAACCUAGGCGGAGAAAGUGGUUACUGUAACUUGCGAGCUUGAAUGGUGUACAUAUAUGAAUCUGGUAUUAGAUUUAACAAUUAGUUACAUAUAUUAUUUUUAAACUAUGACAGAAUUUGAGUCGCUUAUUUUGUAAGUUCGUUUUAGUUGAUAAUUUUUUAAUGUCGCAUACGUUUUGAUAACUAGAUGUUGAUGGCUUAAUAUAAUAUUUUCAUCCUCCAUUUUCUGUACAUCUUUCUCAAUCUUCCAUUCUCGAUUCUCAUAUCCUCGAUUACAGAAAUAAAUUCAGCUGGUUAUAUUUCGAAGCACAUUAAAAUAUGCCGCAGACGUUUCAAGAAUCUGAAAAAAAUAAUUAUUAAUUAAUUAUUAAUGAUAUAUCUGAAAAAAAUUUAUAAUUAAUUAUAUCUAAUCUGUAAUUCGUAUUUCAGAAAUAAACCAAUAUUGCAUUAGUAAGAUUAAUUUGAAAUCAUACAUACACGCACACAAACGCAUAUAAAUAAUCUACUUAAAGAAGUUAACUUCAUAUUUAAGAUAUUAAUAGUUAUAGAAGCAACAAAUGCAUAUACAUAUAUACACGGUGUCUUACACUCUCCUCCGUAUUUUGUGAGGACGUAG
This is a messenger RNA of Odontomachus brunneus, 2702 nucleotides long. RefSeq names its product protein ANTAGONIST OF LIKE HETEROCHROMATIN PROTEIN 1-like. Lineage: Eukaryota; Metazoa; Arthropoda; Insecta; Hymenoptera; Formicidae. The coding region runs from base 1046 to 1651 and encodes 201 amino acids. The transcript has 3 exons. Gene Ontology annotation, cellular component: plasma membrane. Gene Ontology annotation, biological process: detection of chemical stimulus involved in sensory perception of smell; sensory perception of smell. Gene Ontology annotation, molecular function: olfactory receptor activity; odorant binding. The record is from RefSeq and is a predicted model, not a curated record.